Molecule: messenger RNA, 1815 nt
Organism: Ooceraea biroi (clonal raider ant)
Lineage: Eukaryota; Metazoa; Arthropoda; Insecta; Hymenoptera; Formicidae
Source: RefSeq, a predicted model, not a curated record
AGAAUUCGCUAGGAUCGUUUUCCGCCACAGCCAAUAUGCGAUUGUUUUGUUUGUUCAUCAUCUUUGCGAUCUGGGAAAUCGUUGAAUGGUAGAUAUUCGGGUACUGUCACGAGUAACAGUACAUAAAACUUUUCUUAGACAGAUUGCUGAAAAAAUUAAGUUCAUCAUGUCUGGAAAUAAGAAUAAGCUAAUUUUUCCUUCUCUGCCUAAGAGUCACAAGACUGUUGUAUACUUCGAGAAAAGUUAUUGUCUCUGAUAUAGAUAAUGGGCUGUUUUGGUACAAAGGAAUAAAACUGAAUAUUAGACAACUACUUUCUGAUGAAUAUAUUCGUCAACAUGGUGAAAUACUGAUAGAUGUCAAUAUAGAUAGCAUUCCUUUAAGCAAAAGUUCCGAGAUGCAUUUCUGGCCCAUUCUUGGCAAAUUUUGGGAUUGCAAAUAUCCCUUUUUGAUUGCUGUUUAUCUGGGCUCUGGAAGACCUAGUGAUGUUAAUAUUUAUCUGGAAAAAUUUGCUGUUGAAGUAAUUCAUCUGUCGUGAAAGGUACUUUAUCUGAAGUUUUGGACAAGACUUCUCCUGUAGUUGAAUCCACAAAAGCUGCAACUUCCCAAUCCCGUUCAAACUCGUACAACAAUCCAUCAUGUUUUAAUACUCCACCUCUAGAAAAUAAAUUACCAAUAAGUGGAACGUCUCCCUUAUCUUUCGAAAAAACUAUAUCUCUUAAUGAAACCUCUACAAAAAGAGAUACUUCAACAUCUUGUAAAUCUCUUGUGACUCUCCAGUCAAAUCAGAAGUCUUCUUUGCCAUCGUUGAUGAAAAAUGUGCAUAUGCAAUUAGAUUCUCGUGUUGCUAUUCUUCAGAUUUUGGUAGAUAGGCAAGAGGAAUUGAAUGGGAAAGUAGAGCAUGUCAUUCUGAUGCUUCAUAAGAUUCAUCGCAAGUUGGCUCCAGAAGAAGAAAAAAUUAUUAAACCGAAAGAACUCCCUACACUCCCCUUAACUGAUGAAGAUUCCUUCUCAGAUUUUCAAAAGUUUCUUACACAUGAUACUAACUUUUAUCCUGUAGAUUAUUUUGCUAAACUAAUUAAAGUUGAUGAACACACUGACGAAUAUACAGCUGUCGGCCGUAUUCUACCAAAAGUAAUUACAAAUUCUUUGGCUCGUAUGAUAAAUUAUGCAGGAUCAGGUUCAGUAAAGUUGAAAUUCGAAAAUACGAAGCUUCAUGAAGCAAUUAUUUCAUUCCCUGAUAGCAAUUUGGUACAAGCGGAGAAGAUGUCACGUUGGUUCUACACAAGUAAUCAGCGGAAAAUCUAGUCGUGCAAACUCCUCAGCUCAUUCGUUUCAUUUAUCGUUUGUUGUAAUGUUUAUGAGACCAAUUUUUUUAUGUAGAACUAUUAACUUCAGUAGAGGGAGAGAGACACCAUAGUGUAGUAGUAUAGGGCUUAAAUAGGCUAUUAAUGUUUUGUGCAAUGAAGUUUAUUUUGUCUUAUAAUAAUUUUAUAAUUAUUUUAAUCGCGGCGCGCAAAUUCCUCAAAACAAUUAACUAUCGUUUAUUUUAAUGUUUUAAGUUUGUUAUGUAGUAGUAUAGGACUUCUUAAAUCGGCUGUCAUAUUUAGUGCAAUGACCUUUAUUUUCUCUUAUAACAAUAAUUUUAUAAUUAUUUUAACGCGCACAUUCCUCAGAACAGUUAACUAUCAUUUCUUUAAUGUUUAUAAGACUAAGUUUUUUUACGUAGUAGAUUUAAAUAGGCGGUUAGAUUUUAUAACUUUAUGUUUUUUUUACAGUUAUAUAAUUGUUUAUGCAAAUAAAAGCUACUACCGUUC